Messenger RNA from Trichoderma asperellum CBS 433.97, 2250 nucleotides. RefSeq lists its product as uncharacterized. The record is from RefSeq and is a predicted model, not a curated record. NCBI's taxonomy places the organism in Eukaryota, Fungi, Ascomycota, Sordariomycetes, Hypocreales, Hypocreaceae. Gene Ontology annotation, cellular component: plasma membrane. Gene Ontology annotation, molecular function: transmembrane transporter activity. Gene Ontology annotation, biological process: transmembrane transport.
CCAACCACAGCCACAUGCUAAGAGCUGGCGUGCCGUCUGUCGCCUAGCAUUGGGUUUAGCGCUCCAGGUAAGAAGCUCAUUUAGCUCAAAUCCGUCGCGGGUGGUGCGAUGGUGGCUGCAGGUCUUCUCUUUCAUCCCUACAUAAUACCGAGCCCGCAAGAUUUCCGCAGGCUUAUGCCCGACCAGCGUUAGCUGCAAUGGCCAAUUAUUUCAUGCGCCGCCCUGCCUACACUCUGUUUGUCGAAAAUUAAAACUCAAAGCAAAGAGCACACACACACAAAAAAGCUAUUAUUACGAGAAACAUGCAUCCCAAUAAGAGAGGGAGGACAUGAUACCUGCUUUGUUCUGCAGCCCCACCAAUCGGCAUCACCACUUACACGCACAACAUACAGCUUCACCAGACACCAAACAUGCCUGACUGACUUGACAGGAAGCACACCAUAACACAACAGCCAUGAUGGCUUCCUCCACCUCAUCCACGGAGACACACUCUCAUCUCAGAGAUGAAAAAGGAAGACUAGAUUCUCCCACCGACGAGAAACACGACAUCGAGCGCCACUCUGCUAGCAUAUCCAGAGACACUCGCGAUUCCGUCGAUGCGCCAAACACCACAUCCAACGACGCCGAGAAGCAAAUCUACAUUGUACAAGAUGCAACUUCCAUUGAUGACAACAUCGUCUGGUGGGACGGCGACAGCGACCCCGAAAACCCAUACAACUGGCCGCGGUGGCGCAAAGUUCUCAACUGCGUCCUCAUCAGCUGUCUAGCAUUCAUCACGCCUCUAGCAUCAUCUAUGUUUGCACCUGGCGUCCCCGACCUCAUGGUGGAAUUCCGCAGCACAAGUGAAGAGCUGGCUGCUUUCUGCGUUUCUGUCUAUGUGCUGGGAUUCGCAGCUGGACCCAUGUUCUUUGCGCCCUUGUCUGAGAUUUACGGCCGAUCCAUCAUCUAUAACAUCACAAACGUUGGCUUCAUCGUCUUCGUCGUCGCCUGCGCAAAAGCCCCUUCACUCAAUGCCCUCAUCGUCUUCCGUUUCUUCUGUGGCAUCUUCGGCUCCGUCCCCAUUACCAUCGGAGGCGGCAGCAUCGCCGACAUGAUUGUGCAGGAAAAGCGUGGCGUCGCCAUGGCAAGCUUCGCCAUCGGCCCAAUGCUUGGCCCCGUCGUCGGGCCUGUGGUGGGAGGCUUCAUCACUACUGGGCUUGGAUGGCGCUGGGUCUUUUGGAUCAUGGCUAUCCUCUCUGGGACUUUCUCGCUGCUGUUCCUGGCCUUUUCGCGCGAGUCAUUUGCUGCUGUGCUGAUCGGCCGCAAAACCGUCCGAUUGCGAAAGGAAACUGGCAAUCCUCUGUUGCGGUCCAAGCUCGACACAGGCCUGUCAAACGCAGCCUACAUCAAGCGCAGCAUCCAGAGGCCGUUCAAGAUGCUGAUAAUGUCUCCCAUCAGUAUUAUAUGCGGCAUCUACGUCGGAAUUGCCUAUGCAUACCUGUAUCUCAUGUUCACCAGCCUCACGCCGCUUUUCAUGGAAAUCUACCACUUCAAGACGAGCUAUGCCGGCCUCGCGUUUCUGGGGUUAGGCGUCGGCAGCAUGAUUGGCGUUGUUUCCUUUUCCUUGACAAGCGAUAGAAACAUCAAAAAGAAGGCUGCUGAAGAGGCCGUGUUGGCAGCGGCCGAAGGUCGCGCUCCCGAAGGCAUGAAGCCCGAGUAUCGUCUCUCGCCGCUGCCUGUCGGCGCAAUUGUCCUGCCCAUCGGGUUCUUCAUAUAUGGAUGGACUGCAGAGUAUCAGGUCCAUUGGAUAGCGCCUAUUAUCGGUACAGUAGUCAUAGGCGUCGGCGACCUCAUCGUCUUCAUGUCUCUCCAAAUGUACCUCGUCGAUACCUUCCAUAUCUAUGCGGCCUCGGCUCUCGCAGCAAACGCAGUCGCUCGUUCCAUCCUGGGAUCUGUCCUCCCUCUCGCCGGCCUGCCAAUGUAUAAUCGCCUCGGCAUGGGCUGGGGCAAUAGUAUCCUUGGCUUCAUCGGCCUGGCGCUGACGCCAGCGGCCUGGCUCUUUCUUAGGCACGGAGAGGCGCUGCGCAAGAGAUUCGAGAUUAAGAAUUUAUGAGAUGGUUCUUUAUCCUUCUUCUCUCUCUUCUCUCUCUCUCUCUCUCUCACUUUUAUUUUUUAAACCAAAAAAAAAAAACUUACAUAUCAUCUAGACUUAUUGUUUAACGAACAGUUUACUUGACCUCACCAACGGUUUGCUUCAAAAAAAAAGAAAGC